Molecule: messenger RNA, 4731 nt
Organism: Lates calcarifer (barramundi perch)
Lineage: Eukaryota; Metazoa; Chordata; Actinopteri; Centropomidae
Gene: lim2.2
Product: lens intrinsic membrane protein 2.2
Exons: 4
Coding region: 1376-1900 (174 amino acids)
Cellular component (GO): plasma membrane
Molecular function (GO): structural constituent of eye lens
Source: RefSeq, a predicted model, not a curated record
AAACCAGAGGUAUCAGGAAAAAAAACUUGGACUUGUAUUUAACGCACAGCCAGGGAGAUACCACUUUCUUUGAGGUUUUAAAAGGAAAAGCAACAACUAAAAACCUGGUUUUGGAGACAACAAGAACAACUAAGGCAUGGAAGACAUGGAGUGGAGAUCUACUUGCGCUUCUCUUACUGGGAAAUAAUCUGUGCAGCUAACAGCCUAGGCCUGGGACCCAGUUGUUCACAUUGCUUGACAAAAAAAAAAAAAAAAAAAAAAAAAACAAUACUGCCAGACACAUUCAGGAUUCUGAUGUAUGGUUCUAAUUUGGAUGUGCUUUCAGGAUUUGGCGGAGGAAUCACUAGCUCCAAUGAGGAGUUGAAAUCAGUGUAUGAAAUCACUGGUUUGCUGGCUGGGUGACAGGGUAACAGUGCUGACAGUUCAGUUGUUCAGUAGUGGAAGAUUAGUUUGUGGUGCAUGGAGGGGAAUUAGUGGUGAACAAUGACUCUGAACUGCCAGAUAGGCAAGCUUAUUGUCAUACAGCCGUUUGGGUCAAGUGCUUUGCUGGCUAUGACCAAUUUGCCAGAGUUUUGAGGAACGACCCAGUUACUUUGUAUUAAAAAUGCUUCAUGAGGAUCAUCUGUUAAUAUUUCUAAACCAGAAACCUCUUUUAAAAGUCAUGUUUUGAGAGACUGCUCAUCAUUGUCUCAUUUUAAAGUAUUUAGCAGUGUAAAAGAUUUGAUACAUUCAUUUUGUUUUCUGAAACACCUGUGAGCACCUUCAUACAAAUUUGGCAACUCCGAGAAGGCAACAGGUUUGCAUAUGUCCUGGACAUCUUCCAUUGUGGAUGUUUGGUUGAUUUAGGCCUGUUGCAAAUUCAAGAAGUUUCUAAGUUCUGGCAUGUAAGAAUGCACUCCAAUCUGAAAUAACUGAACUGUCUGAUUAACAGGGGAAUAGGUGUGAUGAUGGUAGUAUACUGUAAUGUAGAACUGACACAGAUAUUUGACAUUUGUUAUAUUUAACAGACAUGAUGGAGGUCAUAGUUGGUCAUGCACACACUCUCCAAAUAUUCCCAAAAUGUACAGUAUUAUAGCUGCAUGUGUUCAUAGUUUAGCAUCUGCUGUACUUGUGAGUCUAAAUCAGAGGGGACUUUGAAAACCAAUGACAGCUAACUAACCCUAACCCUAACCCUAGCUUGAUGAACAGCAUAAAAUGCCUCUAAAGCAAGUUGGGAAUUAAUGAUGACAGUUAACCCAUAUAGCUUCACUGGACAAAUGCUAUUUCAGAGUAUGAGUAAAUCACUGAGUACGAGCUCUAAAUCUCCCACUGUCCUCUCCUGUCUGACUAGUUGCUGAAUGUUUAGGAGGACAGCGGUUCCCCCAGCUUCUCCACGAUGCUGUAUUCUUUAGCAGGAGGAGGCACACUCUGCGGUGUGGCCGCCCUCGUGCUUCUCAUCGUGUCUACAGCAACAGACUUUUGGAUGCAGUAUCGAUACUCGGGGAGCUCAGCCAAUCAGGGGCUUUGGAGGUUCUGCAUUAACCACAAAUGCCAUGCUCACACCAUAACUGUAGCUUUCUGGGAUGCCACACGGGCCUUCAUGUUACUGGCGGUGCUGAGCUGUUUUGCUGGCGUGGUGCUUGGCCUCAGCGCCUUCACUAACGGCACCAAGAACAGGAGGGUCCGCACAGGCGGCAUCGCCCUGGUCCUGUCAGGUUUCCUUGCUCUGCUAGCUUUGGCUAUUUACACUGGAGUGACUGUGACUUUCUUUGGCAAACGCUUCGUGGACUGGCGCUUCUCCUGGUCCUACAUCAUUGGCUGGGUGGCCAUCAUUCUGGCUUUUGCAGCAGGUGUGUUUCAGCUCUGUGCUUACCAGAGAACCACUGCAGAACCUCCUCCCUCAAAUAACCAGGACAGCUGAACAAGAUGAUCACUGAUUAGCUCCAAGGUGUUGCCAUGGAUGUUGCAGCUGCUGUUGAACACCUAGAAUGGAAUAAAUAGAGAUCAUAGACCCCUGUGUGGUUAAAUGUUUUAUCUUUUUCUGUUUUUUUUUUUUUUUUUUUUUUUUUUUUAUCUUGACCAUAACUACAGGGCUCCUGAAGGUCAGAACACAACAACAUUAUGCAAAACACAGUUCAGAAAACACAUCAUCAUUUUGGAAAACACUGACAUUUCUAAAAACACUACAAUAUUUUCAAACACACAUAAUUUCAGGCCUUAUGCUGAGGAAUGUCAGAGAGUGCUCACCAGCUCUUCAGCUUAAGCUUUUCUACUGCGAUAUCUGUGUGUAAGAGACUCACCACUAGAUGGCAGUCUUAUGCCACACACAGGAGGCAGUCCACACUGCUGACAGAUGAAGUCCUGUCUCCCUUGCACCUUGUUAGGUAAAGUGAAACCAGGUAUCUCACUAAAUAUUCUGAGAGUUUCUUGGCUGUGUGGUCUUUCAAAGCUGUGUACUUAGCUUCACAUCAAAUCAGGCAGGGUUUGGACCAGAUAACCAAAACCAACACAUCAAUAACUGCAUUUUUACUAGACUAUACAAUUAAUCCUUGUGAGAAAUUAGGUUGUAUAAUCAAACAGUAACAAUUGUCAUUUAAGACAUACAUUCUAAGCAUGCAAGUGUGUUUUGUCAGUGUUUUCACUGCAGUUUACUGUAGUUAAUCAAAUUCACUUUCCAUCCAAAUGAUCGAGCCUUGUGUAGGAAUAGUAAAAGGCAAAUACACAGAACAUUAUUUACUUUGCAACAUUUGAUUUAUUUUUAACAAUAGCAAAGCCAUCUCACAGAGACUACUUUGAAUUACACAGAAUGCAAAUAAAUAUAUAUAUAUAUAUAUAGGACCAUAGUAGAAUUAAGGACAUUAACAACCGAUACAAAAUUAUUUACAACACUUUGAAUAGUGCAAAACCACACAAAUACUGCCCUCAUCAUUGAGAUUCUUGCAUUGAGUCCAUUCGAGGACAGUGGAUGUGUGCUACCCCCUGGUGGGGGAUUAUAAAAACUGACGGUACUGUAUAUGGCAUGUUGACAAAAAACCCUUAGCGAAACAUUAUGAAUGGGACUCUCCUGAAACAGGGUGUAGCAAAAGUAAACCCAUCCGCUACAUCUGGUCAAGAAGAGUUUCCACAACAAGGGUGAUGUCAAAUCACUGAGAUGUGGCGUGGAUAUGCAUUGUUAGGUCAGUUGAAAAGGGUCAUAAGAGGGGAAAAAAAAAAAAAAAAUCAAGCAUUCUGAGAAGCUCAAUACAGUUAUAUCAGUUAGUAAAGUCAAGUGAAUCGCGAUGAAAAGAAGUAUUUUUUCUCAUAGGGACAUUUGAGAAGCCACCAAAGCCAAGAUGUACAGAAUGUGAACCCCAUCAUGAGCACUAAACGUUGAAAUGACAAAGGAAAAGAUGAAAACCUAAAACCACGUGGCAGGUAGUGCCCACCACCCCUGAGUGAAAACGAUUUUUUAAAAAGGUCUUAGCACCGUCUGAUACCACAGAACACCAGCUUUGCCAUUUCUUCUCAAUCCAAACACAGUGUCAUGGAUUGUGACAGGCACAACACAUUUUCUAAAGUGCGCUCGCUCACUUGAGCUGUUCCUUUCACUCACAACUUUUUUUUUUUUCCUUCUUACAUAAUUUCUUCCCCAAAAACAUCAAGCUCCAUUUAAAAACAGCACACAAAGAUAAAUUACAUUUUGCCAUGCAUAAUAAUUUGUUGCAUAUUGAAAUUUCUUUUUGGGACCACUUGCUCUUGCUGAUGAAACCUUGGACCUUACAGCAAGUGUAUUUGUAUAUUCUCCACUCUGGGUGAUUAGAGUGAGAAUGCAUAUACAGUAUCAGUCAAGUGUCAAUUUUGCAGACACAUGCAUGAACAUUAGAAAUACAUUAUCGGUGCUACUUUAAAUAACCUGAAAAAUUCUAGAAAUGCCACUUGGUCCUCAAGAGGCCUGUCAAGGAGAGAGGUUUAUACUUUAACACAACAUGGUCGUCUUUUUCUUGGUAGACAAUACAUCAACAGACUGAAGCAGACAGAUUUUAAGUCUACUUUUGAAGACCAAAGUCAUAGAAAAGUUGUUCACAAAGACACAUGGAUGCCUCUGAGAUAACCUCCUCGUGUCCUAUUGUUCUAAAUAUUUGUGCAUUGAUUGAUGCAUUCAUCCAGUAGAGACUGGAGAAAGAACCUCUGAGCAUUGAUCAUUAAACACGUUUAAAUCAUGCCAAACACGAGGAAAGGUAAUACUGCAAUCAUUUCUGAUUGGAGAAAGAGAGAAAGGAUAAAGACCAUCAGGAGAGUAUCAAGCCUCCAUGGGCUGAUCUGAAUUAGAGAUCUCAGCUAUCAUCAUUUCAACCCACAGCUGAUUAAGAAGAGCCACUCGAAGAGAAGUACCCAAAGGUUACUGAAGUCAAACAGAGAUGUGUAUAUACUGCAGAUAGAUGGAAGGGUAAAUAAGAGAUAGAAAAUCAAUUAAAAGUCAUCUCCGUGCACUCAUGCAAUAGACGUGCACAGUGUGCAUCUUUGGCUAUGCAUAGCACUACGUUUCCUGUGUUGAGGUGCAAUAAUAAGCACUACAGCAGGCUAAUGCUGAUUGGUAUAGCCCUGUUCAGACUGCAUGCUCAGGGAGAGGAAAAUGUAUGAAGGACAAUGGGUAACAUAAGUUCACAGCUGUGGAACAGUUUUUUUUUUUUUUCCCCAGGAAAGUGCCCAUCAACUUGGCUAGCAUGGCACCUUGCUGAGUUAGAGCCGUUUGGCUUUGGUUUGAAUGACAGA